Molecule: messenger RNA, 1446 nt
Organism: Cylindrotheca closterium
Lineage: Eukaryota; Bacillariophyta; Bacillariophyceae; Bacillariales; Bacillariaceae
Source: the annotation of a GenBank genome assembly
AUGGCAACGGCAUUAUCAUCGAAUCCACUAUGCAAUCCUCGCCUACGGUCCCGGAACGCCAUUGACGUACAAAACGUUCAUCCUUGUUCCACUCAAGUUCGAUCCGUUUCGUCUUGGCUUCCACAAGUCCUUCAAGACUUUUCCAUUUGGGGUGGCACUGGGACCGUCCUCAAGGCACUCCACGGACCCGAUGGCACCAUACCGUACUGGGCUUGUUUUGCCAUUAUGAAUGCCAUGCUUCGGACUGCUUUGGUUCCUUUGGUGGUCUACAGUGCCAAAAUGUCUUCACGCUUUGCCAAGGUUGCUCCUGAAAUCCAGUUCAUCGUCACUCUCUUUCAGAACGAUUUGAAGAAAAUGCGGGCCGAAGGAAAAUCGUUGUAUGAACAACGGUUUCUAUUCUUGCAAAAUCUGCAGACGAUUCAAGGAGUAUAUAGACUGCACAAUAUCAAUCCCUUAAUGGUCUUCAUCAGUCCUUUGAUUCAGAUUCCGUUUUUCUACUAUGCGGCCACCGACUUGCGCAAGAUUGUCAAUGGUGCCGACCCCGAACUGGCGCAAGAAUUGACCGAGUCCUCCUUUUACUGGGUACCUGAUUUGAUUGAUCCCGAUCCUUGGUUUGGUUUGCCCAUUGCAGCGGGAGUCAUGUUGUAUGCCAACGUCGAAGUUGCUGUAGGCAAGCGCAGUUUGAGUGGACCAACGGCUUCCAAGUCGGACUUUGCCGGUUUGCUAAAGGAUGGUUUUCAGACGCUUGCCGUAUUCAUGCCGUGCUUGUCAGCACAGUCUCCAGCUGGCUUGCAAAUUUAUUUGGUAUCGAGUUUCACCUUUACCAUGUUUCAGAGUGCGGCGUUGCGAAAUGAUACCAUUCGAGGAAUGAUUGGAUUGCCCGUCAUGGGUUCCGCACCUACGGAACCAAAGUACGCCAAGGAGUUUAUGGAAUUCAAAAAGUUGGAACAAAAGGCUCGGGAAAUUCGAGGUGAUGGCCCCGUUCUCGGAAGGAAUGUCUUGGCCGUGGGCUUUGAAACCUCUUUUCCAGGAACCGCCCGACCGAGUACCAUAGAAACACAUGGACUGCUUCCUCCCGACAUUGAACCUGCCAAGCUUCCUGGGAAACCCAAACUAGACAUGAAAUCCGCCCAAGAAGCCUGGGGUGGGCAAUUCAUCCACGGCAUUUCGGCUCCCGUGGAACAGUUGGAAGCCCAAUUGGCCGAAGAAGCCAAGGAACAACAAUCGAAAGAAAUUGCCGAACAAAAGAUGGAAGAAGAAAAGAAGAACUAUAUGCUCCAAGCAUCGGAUGAUGUUAUGGAAGCAGCCAACAAGGGGGUCAUCAUGGCUCCCAAGGAAUUAUUGUCCGAUACCAAACCUUCUGACAACAAGGGACCGUCCAAGAUCAAACCCAAGCAAAUCAAGAAGAGUCCAAAGGGUGGCAAGAGAAAUAGACGGAAAAGUUAA